Messenger RNA from Piliocolobus tephrosceles (Ugandan red Colobus), 2138 nucleotides. RefSeq names its product FXYD domain containing ion transport regulator 6 (gene FXYD6). Gene Ontology annotation, biological process: regulation of sodium ion transmembrane transporter activity. Gene Ontology annotation, cellular component: membrane. Bases 14 to 811 code for a protein of 265 amino acids. NCBI's taxonomy places the organism in Eukaryota, Metazoa, Chordata, Mammalia, Primates, Cercopithecidae. The transcript is spliced from 9 exons. The record is from RefSeq and is a predicted model, not a curated record. Gene Ontology annotation, molecular function: sodium channel regulator activity.
AAAGCAACAGCUGAUGGCAAAUCUGCUCCGGCGCUUGCACGCCCCCUCGGCGGCAAUCUCCUGUUGCUUCUCGGAGCUUGACUGCCCUUUGGAAAAAUCUCUCCGCCCCUCGAGAGGAGAGGGGAGCAGAGGACGCGCGCAAGCACGGAGCGGGAGGACGGGCAGGGAGAGGAGGAGAAGGGGUUUGCGCGCGGCCGCUACCCAGAAGCCUGAGGACGGCGGCACGGAGUGGGCUGUCCCCGCGCCCCGCCCCGAGCGAGCCCCCCGCCCCCGCCCCCGCCCCCGCAGGACGCGCCUCCCAGCACGCCCGACUCCUAGGAGGAGGGGAGGCGGGAAAGCAGCUCGAGCCUCACCCACCGCCCUGCCCCCAGCCCCGCCACUCCCAGGUUCCUCGGGACUCGGCGGGUCCUCCUGGGAGUCUCGGAGGGGACCGGCUGUGCAGAGAACUUCAGCCAGAGCAUCUGAGAUGGGAAGCAGAAAAAGGAUGGGCAGUUUGGAGAGGAAAAGCACAGCUGUGUACGCCAUGGAGUUGGUGCUGGUCUUCCUCUGCAGCCUGCUGGCCCCCACAGUCCUGGCCAGUGCAGCUGAGAAGGAGAAGGAAAUGGACCCUUUUCAUUACGAUUACCAGACCCUGAGGAUUGGGGGACUGGUGUUCGCUGUGGUCCUCUUCUCAGUUGGGAUCCUCCUUAUCCUAAGUCGCAGGUGCAAGUGCAGUUUCAAUCAGAAGCCCCGGGCCCCAGGAGAUGAGGAAGCCCAGGUGGAGAACCUCAUCACCGCCAAUGCAACAGAGCCCCAGAAAGCAGAGAACUGAAGUGCAGCCGUCAGGUGGAAGCCUCCGGAACCUGAAGGUGGCUGCUUGAACCUUUGGAUGCAAAUGUCGAUGCUUAAGAAAACCGGCCACUUCAGCAACAGCCCUUUCCCCAGGAGAAGCCAAGAACUUGUGUGUCCCCCGCCCUCCUAUCCCCCCUAACACCGUUCCUCCACCUGAUGAUGCGACUAACACUUGCCUCCCCACUGCAGCCUGCGGUCCUGCCCACUUCCUGUGAUGUGUCUGUGUGUAUGUGUGUGAGUGUGUGUGUUUGCUGACUGGUCUUCGUGGCUACUUGUUCGUGGACGGUAUUGUGUUUGUUAGUGAACUGUGGACUUGCUUUCCGGGGCAGGGGCUGAGCCACAUGGCCAUCUGCUCCUCCCUGCCCCCGUAGCCCUCCAUCACCUCCUGCUUCUAGGAGGCUGCUUGUUCCCCGAGACCAGCCCCCUCCCCCAAUUUAGGGAUGCCGUAGGGUAAGAGCACGGGCAGUGGUCUUCAAUUGUCUUGGGACCUGGGAAGGUUUGCAGCACUUUGUCAUCAUUCUUCAUGGACUCCUUUCACUCAUUUAACAAAAACCUUGCUUCCUUAUCCCACCCGACCCCAGUCUGAAGGUAUCUUAGCAAUUGGAGAUACAAAGCAAGGAGCUGGUGAGCUCAGCGUUGACUUCAGGCAGGCUAUGUCCUUCCGUGGUCAAUUUCUUCCCUAGGGCUUCCACAAGGAAUCCCCAUCUGCCCCGCCCCUUCACAGAGCCCCUGCAGAUUCCAGGCCCAGGGCUUCUACUCUGCCCCUGGGGAAUGUGCCCCCUGCAUAUCUUCUCAGCAAUAACCCCAUGGGCUCUGGGACCCUACCCCUUCCAACCUUCCCUGCUUCUGAGACUUCAAUCUACAGCUCAGCUCAGCUCAUCCAGACGCAGACUCCAGUCCCUGCCGUUGGGUCUCUGGCAGGCAAUAGCUGAAGGACCCCUGUUCCACUGGGGCCAGCACAUUGGGAUGGGUGGAGGGAGAGCAGAGGCCUUUGCUUCUCUGCCCACAUCCCCUUAGAUGGGCAGCAGAGGCAACUUGCGCAUCCUUCGCUCUGCCUGUCAGCAGUCAGAGCGGUGAGCAAGGUGAGUUGGAGACUCGGCAGGCUCCGUGCAGCCCUUGGGAACAGUGAGAGGUUGAAGAUCAUAACAAGAGUGGGAACUCAACCCAGAUCUCGCCCCUCCUGUCCUCUGUGUUCCCGUGGAAACCAACCAAACCGUGCGCUGUGACCCAUUGCUGUUCUCUGUAUCGUGAUCUAUCCGCUCAACAAUGACAGAAAAAAGGAAUAAAAUAUCCUUUAUUUCCUAGUG